UGUUUCAUCGUGUACAAACGAGCAGAGGAGUCGCGUCUCUGACCGGCUUCAGUCGAUCUGCAACCACCUUCGACAAAGGGGACUCGCGUUUCAACAGCCGGCCUUAUCGAUUUCUCGAGGGUUGCAGAAGCCGCGGCACCGAAGCAUGGACAUAUUCCGCGAAUUCCCCAUCAUUUUUAAUCUGUACAAGAAAUAUAAUUAGACGAGUCGAGGGACGAGAGACCGGUGUUACAGAGGAGCGGCUUGCAUGGACAGUGACGACGCUCGACGAGCUUCUAUCUCAGUUAUCACCCAGGACUCUAUCAGAGGAAAACAACUAUUGUGUAAAUAACAAUCAAAACGUCAGAUAAUUGAAAGAAAAAUAUCCGGGCAAUUAUUUACGAUCAUUGCGAUAAACAAAAUGACCAAAGUGUCGGGAAUAAUGGAAAAGGAAGACGUCGUUGACAAACAGACUCUGGUACGACGUAUGUCCAACAUGCUGAGAGAUGGAAGUAACAGCGAGCCGCCAAUGCUGUUUCGUCACACCUCGAUGGAGAAGAUCCGUCAUUGCUGCCAAAACCUCAAUCUCUUCCCGUAUCUGCUCUACUCUUUUGAAAACUCAAAGUCGCACCCAGUCGCUCGUAAGCUGCACUAUUACCUCGGCCAGUUCCUCCAGCUGAUCACCGCAAGAAUCUUCUUCCUGUACAAAAGCUUUCGACAAUCGCUGUUGUGCGACAUUCGUGCGAAAGAACUUCAAACGGUAGAGCCACCGAAGAUCACGGAAUCUGUCAGUAAAUUUCCACCGAGAUUUCGAACGAUCAGGCAAGAUCAGAAACCCAAGCAGAGCAGACGCCUGUUCUUGACACUGGCCGUAUACUUUGCUCCGUUGUUGCUGCUUUUCCAACUGAUUGGACUGUUCAGCGUGAUGAUGUUUGGAAAAUACACGCCCGGCUUCAUCUUCCUCAUAUCCGCCUUGUUGUUCCUCGGAUGCAUCUCGCUCAAGAUCCUCUUCCACGAGACUGCCAAGGAGAGGCGCAGAUGCGCGAAGAUCACAAUUGACGAAUGAUCAUCUUCCGCCAGUUGUUACCUAUCUCAGCCACCACUCAACCAUCAGACUGUUCAUCGGAUAAAUGAACUUGGCCUCCUUCACAGUUGUCCAUUGUCGCAUUUGAUUACUUAAACGACGCGAUAGAUCAGAUAGAGCUUACAUAUUCCGUAUAUCACGCGAUACUAGCAUUGUUCACGCUCAUUCAUAAUCUCUUUCAUAUCCACGUUCUACGUCUCUGAUAAUGCACCCAUGUAUAUAUGUAUGUUAAUCGUUCUUUCUUAUCAUCAAUGGUUCCGUUAGUUGCUACGUUAGGAUCGAUAGAAUCAAUUGAAUCAUAUGUUCUAUGAUACUUCUUUUUUUUUUUUUUGU
Messenger RNA from Heterotrigona itama, 1396 nucleotides. NCBI's taxonomy places the organism in Eukaryota, Metazoa, Arthropoda, Insecta, Hymenoptera, Apidae. The record is from the annotation of a GenBank genome assembly.